GUUGCGGUGCAUGGAUGUUGCUUGCUACAUUUUUCAAACUACCGGUCUCUACGACUCAUUCCAUCGUUGGCGCAACCAUCGGUUUCUCCCUCGUCCUGAAAGGUUCAGUGGGCAUCCGGUGGUAUAAGAUCUCGCGCAUCUUUGCAUCUUGGAUUGUGUCUCCUCUCCUUUCCGGUAUUGUCUCUGUGGCAUUUUUCAUCAUUAUCGAUCAUUUCGUCCUCAGAAAGGUAAUUAACGCCACACAUCUUCUUUGCAGUCGUAGAUGUUAUCAGAGUCGAUGCACUAAAACACUGUGUAGGCAGCGCUGGAUUCUUUUCGCUAGUUGAUU
Strongylus vulgaris is the source of this 328-nucleotide messenger RNA. NCBI's taxonomy places the organism in Eukaryota, Metazoa, Nematoda, Chromadorea, Rhabditida, Strongylidae. The record is from the annotation of a GenBank genome assembly.